UCUUUAACUUUCACCUACUGCAGCUUUUAGUUCCAGAGAGAAAUCAUGUUCUCUCUUUGGUACUCUCAGUUUCUGCUUCUUCUUUUGGCUUACACUGGAUUCCUAGCCAAAUCAUCUGCAGAGUUAUUUGUUACCAAUGGAUCGAGAUUGUUGCAGGUGCAGGACAAGAACAUAUUCAUUCUAGCAGGGCAGAGUAAUAUGGUUGGAGAAGGCGGUGUCGUGUUUGCUAAUAAUUUCUGGGAUGGAAUUAUUCCUACUGAAUGUAAACCGAACCCGUCAAUCAUCAGAUUCAGUUCACAGCGGAAAUGGGUUAAAGCGCAAGAACCACUCCACGCAGAUAUCGAUGUCAAUAAGCUUUGUGGUGUUGGUCCCGGUAUGGCAUUUGCAAAUACUCUUAGACAGAAGGAUUCCAGAAAUAUUGGAACUAUUGGGUUGGUUCCUUGUGCUAUUGGUGGAACUCGUAUUAGUCAGUGGGCUCGCGGAACUCAACUCUAUAAUAUGUUCAUAACGCGCUCCCAGAAAUCGUUAACGGAAGGUGGAAGGAUACGGGCUGUUCUUUGGUAUCAAGGGGAGAGUGAUACAGUUAGUCGAAAAGAUGCUGAUUCUUAUGGACAUAAUUUGAAGAAUUUCGUAUUGAAUUUUCGCCAGGAUCUUCAUCUUCCCAUGCUCCCUUUCGUUCAGGUUGCUUUGGCAACAGCAGAAGGGUCAUAUAAAGCAAUUGUAAGGAAAGCUCAGCUGGAGCUAGAUUUACCGAAUGUUUGGACCGUUCAUGCUAAUGGACUACCUCCGGGACCAGACGGUAUACACCUCUCAACUAAAGCUCAAGUCCGUGUAGGACAGAUGUUAGCGGAGGCAUAUCUCACAAGGACUGCUCAUCAAAGUAGUCCCAUUAGCAGCAGUGCUUCAAAGCUAAGUCGCUAGAUUCUUUGAUAUGUAAAGUUGAACUGUUUACCAUUGAAAAUAAGACAAGGAGUUGACACUGU
Papaver somniferum (opium poppy) is the source of this 983-nucleotide messenger RNA. Its product is annotated as probable carbohydrate esterase At4g34215. The coding region runs from base 46 to 921 and encodes 291 amino acids. The transcript is spliced from 2 exons. The record is from RefSeq and is a predicted model, not a curated record. Lineage: Eukaryota; Viridiplantae; Streptophyta; Magnoliopsida; Ranunculales; Papaveraceae.